Mesorhabditis spiculigera is the source of this 1896-nucleotide messenger RNA. NCBI's taxonomy places the organism in Eukaryota, Metazoa, Nematoda, Chromadorea, Rhabditida, Rhabditidae. The record is from the annotation of a GenBank genome assembly.
AUGGAAACUGGCGGAAUCUUUUGCCUAAAAGAACAGGGGACCAUCGGCAUUUCUGGAUGGGCCGCAAAUCAUCAGAACCUCUUUUCCGAGCCCUUUAGCUACAGUUCGGCAACACAACGCCAUUUAUUGGGAAAGAUUCGGGACCUCCAAAUCGAUACGCUACCUACGCUACCGAAAAAAGCUUUUGCCGUCAGGAAUUUUGGCCCGCUUUUGGUGACCGUGGAUGGGCGAUUGCAUGUGAAGCUUGAAGGCGAAGAAUGGUCAACGAUCCGUCUGCUCGCGCCACCCCUCUAUUGCCCACACAAAAUUGCCUCCACUUCGAAUGAGGAAAUCACCGUAACCUCCGUGGCAUUUGGUGCCCAUCGUACUGCUCUUAUCGACACUUCCGGUCAACUCUGGACGCUUGACAACAAAGAGAUCCAGCCCGGAGCGAAGAGCGUCUUCCUCAAAAAAGCCGUCUUCAUGGGCGGAUUCCGGAAGUGUACAAAAGUCGUGGCCGGAAGAAAUCACUUCCUGGCGUUGGUCAUCCGCGACGACGCACUACAAACAACAGCCAGCGCUGAGUUGGAAGACAACAUAUCGGAUAUUUUUGAGAAAAAUGAGGCACAUUUCCAAAAUUGCCCCGAGUGCCAGGACAACGGCAAGAUGCGGCUAUCAAAGAUGAUGCGGGCUGCGGAUCAGGAGCACGACCUGAUGGCGAUGCUGGAGAACGACUUCGAGAUCGUCAACCUGGCACAGCAGACGGAUAAAAAUAUUAUUAUGCGCGAGAGGAGGGCAUCGUUGGGGAGACAUCGCCACAGUUCCACCCCGAAUCGCGUGAAGCAGCUCAAGUCGGCCAGCUCGUCCUCGGGCAGUCGUGUCAACUCACUUUGCGAUGAUUUAAAAGACCCAGGCAGCACGAUGAGCUUCCUCUCCGUCGAUCGUUUGUCUCUGCAACUCCAUCAAGAAGAAUCUCCACCCGACAGCCCGGAGGUGACCAAAAAGCUUCGCCGCGAGAAUUUCCAUCUGUCCGAAGACUUCGUGGAGAUCUACGCCUGGGGCGAGCCGUUCCAGAACAACCUUCCCAGCCCGAACAGCACCAGCCCGCAGGUUUUUCGGGUUGGCUACGACCAGUACGGCUUGGACAUCUCGACCUCCGGUAACCGGGCCACGUUACUCAUAGCCAGCCCAUUGGGCCCGACCCAUGUUUUGGUGUGCCAACCUGAUCAGGCGGAUAACAAGAUGACAAUCCAGAAGCUGCCGCAGUUCGUGCAGGGCCACACCUGCACCUCCAUCGAAUCGUUCCAAUCCGCAAUCGGCUUCUCCAGUGCGGCGAGGACCGUCGCUGUCGAAGAAUCGUUUACGCUGUGGAAUUUGGCGGUGCGGUUCGGGCGGCUGCUCCGCUCGCUGUCGCGCGUCAGCCAGAAGAUACACGAGAAUUGUCGCGCAUCCUGUGCCGAGGAUCAGAGCGCUACGGUAGCGGAUUUGCUGCAUAAAUUUCACCUGGCUACUUCGGGAGCGGCAGAUGCGCUAGCUAGACUGUCAGGCUCCAUUCGGCAGGCCAUCGUCGUCCGCGAGGAGUUCAGCCCUAUCAAAUGUCUGCUACAAGCAACUUCUGAAGAUAUCCUCGCCCCGCUGGUCCACUACUUCGAGGCGUUCAGCGACGCGAUGGCGCUGGGAUGUUUCAAUGGCAUCGUUGUCAGCUCCGAAGCCGACGAGCUAAUCGGCCGACUCUGCCUCGAGUUCGGCGCCGACAGCGACUCCCUAGCUUCCCGAGUCCGCAAGAUUUGCAUUAAAGCGACCGACUUCCUGACCACGCUGAAGUGCAACGCCACCGAGAUGAUGGUGCUCGAAUCGGUGGGGUUUUUUGGGGGCAAAAAUACCGUGUUUUCGACAUGGUGUAAAUAUGUGGUGCUC